AUGGCCGAAACGAUUCAAUAUGUUAUUAAAAAUUGGGAAGCCAUUGGAAAUUCGUUUUUGCAUGAAUUCAAGGAUCAACAUUUUCUACUAGCCGCAUUAAAAGGACUUCGAAAUGGAUUGGUGUAUGGUGUUCGAAUUCGCGCGCCUCACGCUCUCGUCAUGGUGUUUCUAUUCGGCGAAGGGACGCUGGCGCAGAAGCUGCAGACGAUCUUCCGGUUAACGCGAAUGCACGCGACGAAUCUCGCCAAAUUCGUGUUCUCCUAUAAAUUGCUCGAAGGAACACUGGGAAAAAUUGAAGGUGUCCGCCGUGAAUGGCAUUCGUUCGCCGCCGCAUUCCUCGUCGGCUAUCUCGUUUUCGGCGAGAAUAAUGCUGUGAAUAUGCAGAUCAAUUUGUACCUUUUGUCUCGAGUUGUCGUCGGAUUGGUGAAGUUGGCGGCCAAUCGCGAGGUCAUCCCGCAGCCGAAGUUCGCCGUGUUUCCGUGGUUCGCCGCCGCCGUGUGGGGUGUCGUCCUAUGGCUGUUCGAGUACCAUCCGACGGUGCUUCAAGGAUCCCUUCAGAAGAACGUCGCCGCGCUCAUCGUCGAACCGCAAUUUCUGCUCGUCGAAGAGGACUGGCCGAUCGGCGACGCGUUGCCGCUCGCGUUGUGCCCGAAAAACGUCAAGGUGAUCGCCGGCGAUCCGAAUCGCUUCUUCAGCGUGUCGACGCUCAACGAGACGUGCUCGACGCUUCGACUCAAUCAGCACCUCGACGCCGAUAAGGAGAAUUCCGACGGGAUUCGUGGCCAAUCGUUCUCGCUCGUCGUCGCGGGACCACAAAAAUCGCGAGCCACUCUUGAGAUUCAGGUCGUCGAUGUCAACGACAAUCCGCCGGUGUUCGUCGAGACGCCGACGAGUUUCGACGUCGCCGAAUCGGUCGACGUCGGCACCGAGCUGUUCAAAAUUCGCACCAAAGACGCCGACACCGGAAUUUCGGGAAUCUCGCGAUUCGCGAUCGACAGCGAUUUUUUCAAAUUGACACGACGAAAAUGCGCGAAUGGAAUGUGUACGACGACGCUCAAAACCGCCAAAUUAUUGGAUUUUGAAGAAAAACCGGUGCAUAUGAUCACAAUCACUGCCAAAGAUGGUGAUCCGCAUUCGAAUCGAAGUCAUACUGUAGCGCAUACCGUAACCAUCAAUCUCAUCAAUGAGCAUGACGGCGCUCCAAUUUUCGAGACGGAUCUCUCGAAACCGUUGAAAAUUGCGGCGAACGCGAAAAUCGGCGAGAUUCUCGCGAAAAUCCGAGCGAAAUGCGGCGAGCAUGACGAAAAUGAGAAAGUGAGCAUUCUGUACGAGGUCGCCACCAAUGAUUUUGUGACGAUGAACGCCGAAACCGGCGAGAUUCGUCUCGAGAAAAUACCGGCAAACGAAUUAUCGCUGGAGAUUACGGCUUAUGAGCAGGCGAAUCCGACGAGGUCCGUGAAGGGAAAGCUGAGGAUCGUCGUCGAACAGAAAGCCGACGCUCAAAUUCAGUCGAAACCCGACGCGGAGCUUUGCGAAUUCCCAAUCUACGAGGCGAAAAUCGUCGAAGGAAAAGGCGAAUUUCUGGAGCCGAUUUUCAUCAAACUUCUAAAAGAAAAUGCGAAUGUUCGUCUAAUCGGCGGCUCCGACAUGUUUCAGUUGGACCAACCAACGUCGGAGCGGAUUGAGCUCAAAAUUGUCGACAGCGGAAAAGUGGGCGCUCAGAAUUUGGACAACGCGCAACUUCUGCUGAAAUCCGACGUGGGCCAAUGCCGAAUUGUGCUUCGAUCGAUUUCGGCCGAUCUGCCGCUUCGGCAGUCACCCACAAAAUCGGCGAAGUUCGACAAAGAGGUGUACGAGUUCGAGCUCAGCGAGAACCAGCAGGCUCAGAAAGUCGGCCAAGUGCGACUCAUCGGCGGCGGCGGCUCGUCGUCGUCGGCCUAUCGUCUUCAAGGCUCCGAGUUGUUCAACAUCAGCGAGAGCGGCGAGAUUUUCGCGACGGGACCCAUCGAUCGCGAGGCGACCGCGAGAUUCGAGUUGACGGUGACGAGCGGCGAGGCGGCGGCGACGUCGCGUGUGUCGAUUCGAAUUCUUGAUGAGAAUGACAAUUCGCCGGUGUUCGAACGCGACGUCUACACGAUUACGGUGGACGAGGGAAAAAGCGAGAAGAUCAAAAUCGUGGCAACCGAUCGCGAUGAUGGUCCCAACGCGCACAUCACCUACAGUAUCGAAGAGAAUCUCGACAAUCUGCCCAUCGACAUCUCCGACGGCAUUCUGUUCAUCGGCGCCAUCGAUCGCGACGCUCUCGACGCGCCCGACGUGAAUUUGACGAUUCGCGCGACGGACGCCGGAAUUCCGCCGAGAUCGGCGUACGCGAAAGUCCAUAUUCGAGUGAAAGAUAUCAAUGACAAUUCGCCGGUAUUCUCAAAUUCGAAGUACUCAAUUGUUCUCGACGCGAAUAUCAGUCCUGGCGGGAUUGUCGGCUCGGUGUCGGCCGACGACGCCGACGCGACGUCACCGAACAACUAUAUUCGGUAUUCGAGUGCGAAUCCGUCGUUCCGAAUAACCGACAAAGGCGAGAUCAUAUUCGUCGGCGACGGGAUUCUCAGCCAACGCGCGCAAUUGUCGUUCAACGUGACCGCCACCGACGGCGGACAGCCGGCGUUGAGCUCGACGGCGUUGGUGGUGCUCAAUGAGCACAUUGGCGGUCUGCAGAAUGAGUUGACGACGCAGAUCAACAGCAACGAUACGCAGAGGAGAUCCGAAAUCAAAUGGCUGAACGCCGGAAUGCCGGGCUACACGUACGAGAUAAUUCGCGCCACCGCCGAUGGGUUCGACGAUGAAGCGGUCAAAAAAUGGAUAUCGAUCGACGCGAAAACGGGAAUCAUCGAGACGUUGACGCGAAUCGAUCCCGAUUUGGUCAAACAAGUCAAAUUGUAUAUCAGUAUGCGGAAAGGCAAACGAGAAGUGCCAGUCGAGCUUAUUAUCAAAGUCGUCGACACCGAUGACGUUGUGCCGAUUUAUAAGAAUAGCACGAUGACGCGAACAACGAGCAUCUCGGAAUCGGCGACGAUCGGAACGACGGUGUUGUCGAUGCCUGCUGAAGGCGUCACGCCGGAUGAUGGUGUCGAAUAUAUGCUGAAUAUAACCAGCGGACCACGAUAUAAACUUGGCAUCGAUCGAUUUGGGACCAUCAAAUUGGUGAGACAAUUGGAUUAUGAGCGCGAGAAGGUGAUUCGAGGAUUUGUGAGGGCGACAAUCGAUGGGAAUGAGGCGGUGGCGCCGAUCGAGAUUCGAAUUUUCGACGCCAAUGAUAAUAGGCCGAUUUUCAAGAAUAAUUCGAUUUUUGUCACUUCCAUUGAAGAAUCGGCGGUUUUGGGAACGAUUCUCGAUUUGCCGUAUCCGUUGGCUACCGACAAAGAUUCUGGCAAAUUUGCACAAUUGCGCUAUUCGAUGACGGGCGAUGAGGGAUUUUUCCGAAUCGAUGAGGGAAACUCGACGAUCCGCUUGGUGUCUCGAUUGGACUUUGAAACUCAGCGCGUCCAUUCGUUGAGCAUCAAAUGCGUCGACAACAACGGCGAAGUGCCGUUUCACGAGAUUUUCGCGUCGGUGACCGUUCACGUCGUCGACGUCAACGACAACUCGCCGAUCAUCCACAAUUCGGAUCUAAGCCAUUUGAGCGUCGGCGAAGACGCCCAACCGGGUACUGUGAUUACCGUAAUCAUCGCGUCGGACGCCGACGAGGGCGGCAAACAGGCGAUGCGAAUGAGCGCGAACAGCACGAUGUUCCGAAUCGACGAUUCGCGAAGGCUGAUCGUCGACGCGCCUUUAAACGGCCACGCCGGCCAACGGUUGUGCUCGACGAUAACGGUUGGCGAUGUUGGCGUGCCGACGCGCGAAUCCACGGCGCCAUAUUGUGUGACCGUCUACCCGGCGAAGAACAACCAUCACAAUCCGUUGGUGAUCUCGCCGAAGCCGAACUCGAUUCAUUAUUUCGAUGAGAACAUCGUGUAUGACGAGCUGCUCAAAGUGGAAGUGCUCGACGAGGGCGGCGAGAACGUGACGUUCGGACUCGAUGAGACGUUCAAAAAAGAUUGGCAAUUGUUCAAGAUUGAUCGAACGAGCGGCAGUCUGACGGCGAGACAGCCGUUCGAUUUCGAGAAGAAGACGGUCCAUGAGAUCAAGAUACUCGCGUGUCGAUCGACGAAUUGCACGUCGACGCACUUGUUCAUCUCGGUGAACGAUCGCAACGACAAUUGUCCGAUGUUUCCGAAGCAGGACGUCCGGUUGACGGUUGUCGAGAAUGAGAAGGGCCACCGGCAGAUUGGACGAAUUCCGGCGGCGUUGGACUCGGACUUUCAUUCGGACAACACGAAAGUGUGCUAUGCGACCGACUCGCCGUUGUUCUUUUUCGCCGACGCCGCCCUUCCGGUGCUCUACACGAACAGCAGUUUCGAUCGCGAGCAACGCAAACAGCAUCAGAUCGUGAUCACCGCGUUCGAUUGCCAUUCGGCGUGUCGCGAUCCGCACAAGCCGGCCAACGGCACGAUAGUGGCGCUCAUCGACGUGAUCGACGUCAAUGACAAUUUUCCGCGAUUCGCCGAGCGCGUUUAUCAGACCACCGUCGUUCAGGGCCAAGUGUCGUCGGGCAGCCACAUUUUGACGUUGACGGCGACCGAUGCCGACGAAGAAGUCGACGGUCUGAAAUACUCGAUUCGUGGAUUCGUUCGAAGCGCAUCGCACGCGUUUUCGCCGCAAGACUCGCCGAUAUCGAUUGAUGGCGAGAGCGGCGAAAUCACGGCGAACGAGAUGCUCAAAGACUCGUCGUACUCGUUCGCGGUGGUUGUCGUUGAUGGCGCUGGACAUGAGGAUACCACUAGUGUGAUUGCAAAUCUGGCUGAAAUUGUGUUCUUUUUUUUGCAGAUUUCCGUUGUGACGUACGCGCAACAAACCGAACUCGUUUUCGACGCGCCGUUCGAGUUGAUCAUCAAAAACGAGAAGAAAAUUGAGAACAAUUUGUCGAAUGCGACGGGUCUCAAAGCGAUCGUCGACAAAUGUCGGCAAAACUCGAAUUUCACGCUGAUGUUGGUGCAUUUUACCGAUCAAGACGGACAAUUUGUGAAUGUCGAUCGAGCGGUGAAUUUGCUGAUGAGCUCAACGGAAGAAUCUCGACGCGAGCUGCGAAGCGUCUACGGCCUUCGAGAAGCUUUCUCGCCGGUGCCGAUCCCGUCGAAAAUGCCGCAAAUCAUUGUGAUUUCGGUGCUCGUCUUCUUUUUGGUUUUUCUGCUCUCAAUGUGCAUUUGGUGUCGUCAACGCAAUAAUUAUGAGAGGAAAUUGCGGCACAUCUCCGCGCAAGCUUCAACGGUCCACACCGUCACACUUGGAAGGCCGGGAAGCACGAUUAAGCCGAAUCCCGGAUAUGGCGAAAUUCAAAUUGGCGCGCACCAAUCCCGCCAAUGCGCCGCCUCGCACGCUCAAGCGCCGCCCCGUCCGCUGGCCAUCAACCUACAGUCGACGGAACUCUAA
Caenorhabditis bovis is the source of this 5523-nucleotide messenger RNA. Lineage: Eukaryota; Metazoa; Nematoda; Chromadorea; Rhabditida; Rhabditidae. The record is from the annotation of a GenBank genome assembly.